Messenger RNA from Acaulospora morrowiae, 184 nucleotides. NCBI's taxonomy places the organism in Eukaryota, Fungi, Glomeromycota, Glomeromycetes, Diversisporales, Acaulosporaceae. The record is from the annotation of a GenBank genome assembly.
AUGAAUUUUCCCAAAAGGCUUUUGUUACAAAGAUUCCCAAUCCGAUCAGACACCUAUUCGUCCCUCAGGAACAAACAACACACGAAUAAGCAACUAACAAAUAACAGCAGUCCCUUAUCCGGGAUUCCGGAAAACUGCAAUCUACGCGUUAAGAAAAAAGCCAAACUCGUUGCUCAAGCCACUG